UCCGCGUGGUGAGAAGGGAGCAUCGCAUUUAAUACAGCACUCAAAGCAACACUUCAACUACAUGUUGAUCUGCAUUUACCAGACACGUGGAUUAAACAUUGAUUCAUGCUGUCUCCCUUCAGGGCCUCCUCUUUUUCAGUGUUUCAGCCACAUUUCCUCUAUUUUACAAAGGCAGUGGUGUUUCGCCUAGGACACUCUUCACAGCAGAGAAGUACCUGUGCUGAAAUAUUAAUUGGUCUUGGAUGUUUGGUGUCAUGACAACACAAUAAUGGGACUUGUUUCAACCCCGCCACUCAGUAAGCGGUUUAUCUGGAGGAGUUGACGGUGCUCAGCUGGUGUUAAAGUUCCAUUACUGCGACGAACAGGUCUGAGCUCCCGCCUGCUCUGAAGGGAAUCUGCUUCACUUCCACUCAACAAUGGCUGACAACAUCGUUCCAAGCUUUAAGGCAGCUGAUCUGGUUAUCCAGCUGUCCUCCACCCUAAAGGCCAAGCCUGAAGUCUCCACCUUCGGGACGGUCUUCACCGACCACAUGCUGACCAUAGAGUGGAGCGUGACUGAGGGCUGGCAGGCUCCGCUCAUCAAGCCCUUUGGGAACAUGUCACUCCACCCAGCGUGUUCAUCACUACACUAUGGCGUACAGCUAUUUGAAGGCUUGAAGGCCUAUCGUGGAGAUGACGACCGUCUACGUCUUUUCAGACCCAUGCUCAACAUGAACCGCAUGUCCAAGUCUGCAAAGAGAGCCUGUCUGCCUGCUUUUGAUCAGGCAGAGUUUCUGGAGUGUAUCAGGCGGCUGGUAGAAAUUGAUCAGUACUGGGUUCCUUACUCAGACUCUGCAGGUCUGUACAUCAGACCAACCUUUAUUAGCACUGAGCCCUCUCUGGGUGUGAAGAAGCCAGGCCAUGCCUUGCUGUAUGUGAUCUUGUGUCAAGCGGGGUCUUAUUUCAACAAUGAGGCAGAGGCUUUGUCCUUGUGGGCUGAUCCAAAGUUCACACGGGCAUGGAAAGGAGGUACUGGAGACUGCAAGAUGGGAGGGAAUUACGGAUGUUCCUUGUUGGCCCAGUAUGAAGCAGUGGAUUAUGGGUGUCAGCAGGUGCUGUGGCUGUAUGGAGACGACCACCAGAUCACUGAGGCAGGGACCAUGAACAUCUUCCUCCACUGGAUCAAUGAGGAUGGAGAGGAGGAACUUGCAACUCCACCUCUGGAUGGUACCAUACUACCAGGUGUAACCCGACAGAGCAUCCUGGAACUAACCAGUGAAUGGGGUGACUUCAAGGUGACCGAGCGCUACCUGACCAUGAGUCAGCUGUGCACUGCUCUGAAGCAGCAGCGGGUUAGAGAGAUGUUUGGGUCUGGCACAGCCUGCAUGAUCUGCCCCAUAGGACACAUCGUCUACCAGGGAAUGAGCUUGAAUAUCCCCUGUCAGGAGAAAGACACACAGCUGACUUCACGGAUAUCAAAAGAACUCUCAGAUAUACAGUUUGGACGCACGCCCAGCGACUGGGCCUUCCUCGUUUAGCAGUGAUGAAGAGGCCUGGAACACAUGAGCAGGACGAGUGUGUGUACAAGAAGGUCAAAGUAAUGCAACAACCAAAGAGAUGACGCACAUUUAUAAGAAAACAAUGCAUGUGCAAUAUUUGUAGUCUAACUGCAAUAUGCUGCAAAACUACUCUGGCAUUGGUGUCACAACACUUUAGCUCCUGUUAAACUUAGACUAAUAAUGAUCACACAACUGUCCAGAAUAAUUAACAUAAGUAGGCUAAUGUCUCACGCAAUACUUCACAAUAACUUACAGUAGCAGAGCCACCAUGGCUUACUCUGCUGCUACUUAUCUCUGUUUUAAACAACAUCCAGGAUACAGCUGUGGCUUUGAUAGAACAUGAACUCUAACAUGUGUAUGAGUUUCAGAGAAGUGUAACACUUGUGUUA
Messenger RNA from Notolabrus celidotus (New Zealand spotty), 1927 nucleotides. RefSeq names its product branched chain amino-acid transaminase 1, cytosolic (gene bcat1). The record is from RefSeq and is a predicted model, not a curated record. Gene Ontology annotation, molecular function: branched-chain-amino-acid:2-oxoglutarate transaminase activity. Gene Ontology annotation, biological process: L-leucine biosynthetic process; L-valine biosynthetic process. NCBI's taxonomy places the organism in Eukaryota, Metazoa, Chordata, Actinopteri, Labriformes, Labridae. Gene Ontology annotation, cellular component: mitochondrion. The transcript has 11 exons. The coding region runs from base 417 to 1517 and encodes 366 amino acids.